Porites evermanni is the source of this 7224-nucleotide messenger RNA. NCBI's taxonomy places the organism in Eukaryota, Metazoa, Cnidaria, Anthozoa, Scleractinia, Poritidae. The record is from the annotation of a GenBank genome assembly.
GGUCUUACCUACGAUCCUUUUGAUCGUGACUGCGUCAUUGAACACAACAAGCUGAGAAGGCUCCAUGGCGCCCAGCCCCUCUCCUGGUCUGAAGCCCUCGCCGAGGACGCGCAGAAAUGGGCGGAAUAUCUUGCAAUUAACGACAAAAUCGAACAUGACGGAGAGAGUUUAGCCGAAAGAGACGAGGGAGAAAAUAUCGCUUGGUUCGUGCCACCUCAGCCUAAGUGCGAAGGACCUUGGAAACCGAAUUGUGUGACUUGCGCCGAGGUAGUACAAAACUGGUACGAUGAAGGAAAAAACUACAACUAUCAGCAAGGGGCAGCAAAAGAAUCUGGUUUACCAAUCAAACAUUUUGCACAGGUUAGACUGUUUGUAUAUUUUGUCAGUAUUAUAUUUUGCCUUUAUAUUCUCAAACAUUGACACUACCUGGGACAUGUGCUGUUCUCCAACCGUAGAACGGUCAAUAUCCAUACAGCUGUUCCACAUUUCGCUUAACUGAGACCACGAGGUUGACACAAAGUCCGAUUGUCAAAAAGGCGCCCGCAAUACAACAUGGCGUUAGUUUUACUAAAAUCUAUGGCGCGCGCGUCGAGUUUCACAUUGAAUAUUCGGUUAACAUGUGCAUAUGUAAAGGUUGAAAGCUUCGAGAAAGAUAACUACAUUUAUUUGUUCUAGGUUAUUUGGAAUGCAUCUAUGGAGAUUGGCGUCGGUAGCGCAAUCUCUAAAUCGUUUGGGUUUAUAUCAGUGGCACGGUAUUCUCCGAAAGGAGGGUCUGGUGGACCAGAAGCGUUCAGGAGAAAUGUGUUUUCUAAAGGUAUUAUGAUAAAGUGAAAUGAGACUAUGCUGAUAAUAUCCGACUUUUUAUAUGCAAAAUAUCAUGGUUUUGCUCAACUGCCUUUGAUGAUAUUAUCAUAAAUUAGCAUGCCAUCCUGAAUGGAAUAAUGUAAAUAUUCGGAACCCUCUGAAAAUGUCCUCAAUGGUUCCACCAUGACAAUGCCCUGAUUAAGACAAAAGAAGUGUUAGAUAAAAAUUAAUGCGGCUUUAGCUCGCUUUCUUGUGAGGACAGUUAUUGCAGCAACAAAAACAAAAUUUAACACUAAUACGAUCAAAACUCGCUAAGACAAAUGCCUUGGGACUGGGACUGUGAGUACGCCUUAGAGAAAUGUCCGUCUUAUAAAGAAAAGAAGUGUGACGUCACCAAAAUUCAAAUUUGUGGAAUUAUGGGACUGGCUAACAUAUACAGAAAGAACAAGAUGAAAAAGCCCCCUUGCCAAAAAUCAGCCUGUUAGUGCAAAUUGGUCAGGAGUGCACCGGUUUGCAGUGAUGACUCGUAACGAUCCAGGCCUCUUUUAGAAGGAUUUAUAUGGAGUCAUCGGAGCAUAACGUUGCCAAUAUCUCCUCUCUCCUGCUCCUCACCAAUGUGCACUAACAGGGUCAUUUUUGGCAAGGGGGCUUCUUCAUCUUUUUCUGAUUUCCACUUCUCUCUUAAAAUGAAACUUGCGUAGUUGUAUUCAAAUAGACACUAAAGUAGGGAUUCAGUUAUAACUGGUCAUGGGCGACCUUCCUGGUAUUGAAGAGUCCUGUCAUCUACAAAAAACCUCCUGUGAUAGUUACUAAACUGCUUUAUUUGUCUUUUCGUCGUUCCUUACAGGCACAUUACAAGAACCAAAUACAACUAGAGAAUCAGGUAUUACUUAAAUGUAACCAUCGGGAUCGGUUACAUAAUACACUUAAGAGACUACUUGUUUUUUACGGACAGCCCUAAAUCGAGGGAAAGUAUUAGAGCGAACCGUCUCCCAAUGAAUCAAUCAUUAGGCGUCUUGCAUCGCUCCAAAGAAAAUCUGAAGUGGACUGAUCUCUGUUUCCUUUUUUAAUAUCUGACAAUAAGGAUGAAAGAAGAAAUCAACCGUGAGCAACACUCCAUUCGAUACCUUUUGUCCGCCAUUUGGCUAUACUCUUGUUCGUUUGGAAAGGUCGUCUGCCCUAAUGUAGGUUUUACUGUAUUAGAACACAACUUAACGUAACAGGGCUUAAACAACCCGACUCUGCCGGAUUGUGUGAUUAUCGACCACAUUACACUGAUUGGCAUUUUGAACGGGACUAAAAAACCAACAUUUUUAAUUGAUAUUGAUGAAAAGUAAUCCUAAUAAAUGUACAGUUAAAAAGCCUUCCAGUUUAAUGAAAUGCGGUAAACCUGGCCCUUAGAGAAAAAAUUGACUUACGUUUUGGGAAAUGUAAUGGGAAUCUACGCAUCUGAGGAAAACAACCAUUUAUCGAACAUUUGUGUAUUAUUUUUCGCUUUAGAAGAAGACACGAUGAACUCAUCACCGACCGGUGAAGGUGAAAGCCUGGCUGAUGAAAGUAAGACACUGCAUGCACUAUAUGCGCCAUCACAAACUAAACAUAGCCCGAGAAAACAGCGGACAUUUCGCGACGUCACCACCAAUUUCCUCUCGAAGUGACGUCUGAGGAACGAGCGCAGAAAUUCCGUACUGAUGACGCGUCACUACCAAAAUCUGGAUAGUGCUUCUAAUUGGUUGAAGCACAUUUCCUUCACGUCAAGACCGAUCACAAGCACCCUCCAGAUCUUGUUAGUGGUGCCUCAUCAGUAUGAAAUUUCUCCAGUAGUUCCUCAGGUGUCAUUUCGCAGGGAAAUGUGUUUUCUCGGGCUAACUUAAUAAAGAGUGUCUUAUGCAUGAUUACGUCAGAGGAACUGCACCACCAAGCCUCGGUCGUUAGAAAAUUCCUCCCUUUAGUAUCUUUGUGCGUGGGAAUUCAUUCAUGCAAAACUUCGCAACAUCACAAUUAAAAAUAACAUAAUAUUGUUAAUAUUACUGCAUGUUUAUGAAGUAAAAUCUUCGUUCGUUAGAGUCCGCUGCCAAUAUUCGCCAUGCAUCAAUAGCAAACGUUCCUUCUUACAGAGGGGCUACAUUUCAUAGCGUGUGAGGGGCUUCUUGACAUGCAGAAAAAAAUAUAUAAAAUAAUCAAUAAUAAUAAUAAUAAUAAUAAUAAUAAUGAUAAUGAUAAUAAUGAUAAUUCUAAGAAUAAUAAAACCACGUCAAAAUUUCACCGGAAGUGAAUAUUCAUUUAAAUGGCCAAAUCUGCAUCUCGCUUAAAAUCUAAUCUCUUGUAUGUAUGUCUAUAGGGCUUACAGGGAGGCAAUGUGCGGAUCAUGCUGAUCCUACAUCCUACAUGUAUGAUCAUAAUUAUGGAUUAUCUAUUAUAAGAAUAGUCACGUGUUGGGGUGAUCUGCGCUGAUUGAAAUGUACACCGUAUGCAUGCGAGCAAAAUAAAGGAAUAUGUAGCGGGCGUAUCCUCUAAAAGAAAGCUUAACUUGACAAUUUAGUUUUGCCGUAGAGCUUAGCUGGUCAAAUUUGAAAAUUUCUAGGUGUUAGCUAUGAUCUUUUUGAUCGUGACUGCGUCAUUGAACACAACAAGCUGAGAAGGCUCCAUGGCGCGCAGCCCCUCUCCUGGUCUGAAGCCCUCGCCGAGGACGCGCAGAAAUGGGCGGAAUAUCUUGCAAUUAACGACAAAAUCGAACAUGACGGGGAGAGUUUAGCCGAAAGAGACGAGGGAGAAAAUAUCGCUUGGUUCGUGCCACCUCAGCCCAAGUGCGAAGGACCUUGGAAACCGAAUUGUGUGACUUGCACCGAGGUAGUACAAAACUGGUACGAUGAAGGAAAAAACUACAACUAUCAGCAAGGGGCGGCAAAAGAAUCUGGUUUACCAAUCAAACAUUUUGCACAGGUUAGACUGUUUGUAUAUUUUCUCAGUAUUAUAUUUUGCUUUUAUAUUCUCAAACAUUGACGCUACCUGGGACAUGUGCUGUUUUCCAACCGUAGAACGAUCAAUAUCCAUACAACCGUACCGCAAUUUCCACACCAAUUUGCUGUCUAAUUUCGCUUAACUGAGACCACGAGGUUUACACAAAGUCCGAUCGUCAAAAAGGCACCCGCAAUACAACAUGGCGUUAGUUUUACUUUUAACAUGUGCAUAUGUUAAGGUUGAAAGCUUCGAGAAACAUAACUACAUUUAUUUGUUCUAGGUUAUUUGGAAUGCAUCUAUGGAGAUUGGCGUCGGUAGCGCAAUCUCUAAAUCGUUCGGGUUUAUAUCAGUGGCACGAUAUUCUCCUAAAGGAGGGUCCGGUGGACCAGAAGCGUUCAGGAGAAAUGUGUUUCCUAAAGGUAUUAUGAUAAAGUGAAAUGAGACUAUGUUGAUAAUAUCCGACUUUGUAUAUGCAAAAUAUCAUGGUUGUGCUCAGCUGCCUUUGAUAAUAUUAUCAUAAAUUAGCAUGCCAUCCUGAAUGGAAUAAUGUAAAUGUUCUGAACCCUCUGAAAAUGUCCUCAAUGGGUCCACCAUGACAAUGCCCUGAUUAAGACAAAAGGAAGUGUUAGAUAAAAAUUAAUGCGGCUUUAGCUCGUUUUCUUGUUGGGACCGUUAUGGCAGCAACAAAAACAAAAUUUAACAUUAAUACGAUCAAAACUCCCUAAGACAAAUGCCUCUCUCUUAAAAUGAAACUUGCGUAGUUGUAUUCAAAUGGACACCAAAGUAGGGAUUCAGUUAUAACUGGUCAUGGGCGACCUUCCUGGUAUUGAAGAGUCCUGUCCUCUACAAAAAACAUCCUGUGAUAGUUACUAAACCGCUUUAUUCGUGUUGUCGUCGUUCCUUACAGGCACAUUACAGGAACCAAAUACAACUAGAGAAUCAGGUAUUACUUAAAUGUAACCAUCGGGAUCGGUUACAUAAUACACUUAAGAGACUACUUGUUUUUACGGACAGCCCUAAAUCGAGGGAAAGUAUUACAGCGAUCAGUCAUUGAGCGUCUUGCAUAGCUCGAAAGAAAAUCUGAAGUGGACUGAUCUAUGUUUCCUUUUUUUAUAUCUGACAAUAAGGAUGGAAGGAGAAAUCAACCAUGAGCAACAUUCCAUUCGAUCCCUUUUGUCCGCCAUUUGGCUAUACUCUUGUUCGUUUGGAAAGGUCGUAUACCCUAAUGCAGGUUUCACUGUAUUAGAACACAACUUAACGUAACAGGGCUUAAACAAUACGACUCUGCCGGAUUGUGUGAUUAAUUAUCGACCACACUAAAUUGAUUGGCAUUUUGAAUGGGACCAGAAAACCAACAUUUUUUAUUGAUAUUGAUUAAAAGUAAUGCUAAUAAAUGUACAUUUAACAAACCUCCGAGUUUAAUGAAAUGCAGUAAACCUAGCCCUUAGGGAAAAGAUUGACUUUAGUUUUGGGAAAUGUAAUGGGAAUCUACGCAUUUGAGGAAAACAACCAUUUUUCGAACAUCUUGUUUAUUAUUUUUCGCUUUAGAAGAAGACAUGAUGAACUCAUCACCGACCGGUGAAGGUGAAAGCCUUGCUGAUGAAAGUAAGACACUGCAUGCACUAUAUUUGUCAUCACAUACUAAACAUAGCCUGAGAAAACAGCGGACAUUUCGCGACGUCACCACUAGUUUCCUCUCGAAAUGACGUCUGAGGAACGAGCGCAGAAAUUCCGUACUGAUGACGUGUCACUACCGAAAUCUGGGUAGUGCUUCUACUUGGUUGAAGCAUAUUUCCCUCACGGCAUGACCUAACACAAGCACCCUCCAGAUCUUGUUAGUGGUGCCUCAUCAGUAUGGAAUUUUUCCAGUGGUUCCUCAGGUGUCAUUACGCAGGGAAAUGUGUUUUCUCGGGCUAACUAAAUAAAGAGUGUCUUAUGCAUGAUUACGUCAGAGGAACUGCACCACCAAGCCUCGGUCGUUAGAAAAUUCCUCCCUUUAGUAUCUUUGUGCGUGGGAAUUCAUUCAUGCAAAACUUCGCAACAUCACAAUUUCACAACGUCAAGAUUGCCGGUGAAAUUUGCUCGUCUGGUUAGGAUGGAUUAAAGUUAGGGAAGGCUUCUGCGCCCAGCAGCUUUGUAGGGCUAGUAUGGGCACUUUCCAUUUUUCAAAAAAGUCUGGAUAUUCUGGUUUGGAUGUAGUGAAUCACAAAUCUUGCGGCGAUUAUCACUUUUACUCUAAAAGGUAUACUUGGUUUACGUAAGACUGCUUCAGGGUUUGACCAGGAACCCCAAAAUCACCUAUAAUUUAUCUGGUGUCGCAAAAUAUAGUUGUCCAAACCUAGUAGUUUUUUUAUCAGACAAAUAUAAAAAGGAUGCCGCACUUCUGCCUAGCAUAAGUUUAGUUAGGAAUUCAAGCUCUCUAAGAAUAGACAAGUUAUCUUUGCGUAUUCUUUUUGCCUAUAAGACGGAUCCAUCCCAUUGAAGUUGUGAAGCUCCAAUUCUCAGAAUCAAGGGAAUUAUAGCGACGCACGCUUAUAAUAAAACCAUUGUCGCUCAUGUUUAAAAUAGGAGGGGGGGAGGGGGGAAAUAAGAAAAAUAGACUUAAUUUGGCUUAUCUACUAUGCUGUUGCAUGUAUGUCUUCUUUUACUUAGGCAUUAAUAUAAUUGUCACUUUCAGAAAUGGACAAUCGAGAAAUGGAGAAAAAACCCUUGGAAGAUAUUACGUGUGGAAUAGUCAAGAGAGGGGGACCAACUGGAGACGAACCCGUUAAACCUGGUGAAUUUCCCUGGGAAGUAGGCUUCAGAUAUCAAAACCGGUUUGGCAAGUCAAACGUGUUUUGUCGUGGAUCUUUGUUGGAUAGAGAAUGGAUUUUGACAGCCGCACAUUGUUUUGUGGUCCGCGUAAAUCCCAAAUUUAAGCUGAAAGUUAUCCUGGGUGAAUUUGACGAUCAAAAUGAGGAAGGCCAAGAGGUGGUUGCCGAGGCUGUCAAAGUUAUAAGACACCCAUUGCAUAGAAGAAACACGAAAGAUUACAAUAUCGCACUAGUGAAACUAAAGACGCCGCUUAAGGAAUACAACGAUUACAUGAGACCAAUAUGUUUGCCCGAUCAAUCUGUGUCAUUUUCCGGGGGAGAAAUUUGUACAGUGACGGGAUUUGGUCUUGAUUAUUCUGCAGGGACACUUCGUAGGAUCGAUGUCCCCAUAAUUUCGCCCGAUGAAUGCCGAAGGAAUGUCCGUUGGUUAACUGAUAGUAUGUUAUGUUCAGGGUACACCGAGAGAAUUCUUGAUACUUGUAAAGGGGACAGUGGCGGGCCUUUAGCAUGCUACGUUAAUGGGAAGUUUUAUCUUGGGGGAAUUGUGAGUCAUGGUAAGAGGUGCUCAAGAGUCCGAUCUCCAAAUAUUUACACGAACGUAAAAUAUCUCAAACCUUGGAUCAUUCAUGUCACCAAAAACUACUGA